GUAAAUAAGCAACUAAAUCCAAGUGAAGCCACGAAUGUCUGAAGGACCUGGAACACCGAGGCAAAAGGUGGAAGAUGACAUGUCGAGUGGAGACUUGGGCGAUGGCCUUCGCAGGAAACCUGGCGGCAUCUAUGAGCAAAAAACAGAUUUAAAUGUGGAGAGCACAAGAUCUCGACAAGGAUCAGAUGCCACUGACUGUGGCCCGGGUAGAGAUGCUAAAGAGGGUGAAGAAAACGAAAACAUACCAUGUUUCCGUUGGACCAAAUACAACAGUUUCCCUCAUUCAAUGCACAAACUGACCUCCGCUGAUGCAAUGUAUGCCCACAAGCGACGCAGCAGCGCUGCAUUGAAUGUUGAAAUGACAAAUGAAGAGCUGAAACAAAGGCUUCAGGAAGUCACUGAGGAUGCAGAGAUUUUACGAAGUGAGCUCGAAGUAACACAAAAGCAGCUUGAGGGGAAAUAUGAAGCAUUGAAAAUACUGCAGAGCAUGGCUGUGCUUGAUAAAGCCAUCCCUCACACAAAGACCCUCCUACAGAAAACAGAGGAACGUAACAAGAUUUUAGAAAAGGAAGUAAAUGUUUUGCAGUGGGAAAAAGAGUUCAAUCAGGAUAAACAUAAGAACUUCAAACAAACCUACAUGCAAAGAUAUGACCGACUGUGCAUUGAAAAUGCCGAACUUGCAGCAACUGUGGAAGCAAGAGAUGCAGAGAUUCGGGAUCUCAAAUCAGAAAAUGCUAUUUUGACUCAGAGCUCUUCAGAACUACUUGCAAUGCUCGAUGUGAAAGAUCAGCAGAUGAUCCGGGGACUAUUGUCAACAAGCAAGAAUGGCUUCACCGAAGUUACAACCCUUGAGCUUGGUGUGCUGGGGGCCUGCCAUUGUAAUAGUCCUGGAGGAGAGCCCUGUACCUGUGCCAGAAUGGCAGCUGCCACAAGGAAACAGCUUCUGCAGAUGAAGCAAGAGAUUGAUGUCCAGAGAAAACGAAAGGAGGAGGCCUAUGUGAUGUCUGAUGCCUUUAGAAUUGCCUUUGAGCAGCAGCUGAAGAGGACAAAUGAUCAAACUCUUCAAAUGACUAAGAUGACAGAGCUACAUAGGAAAGACCUCUUGAAGGGACUGACAUGGAACCGACUCAUGGAAAAGGAGCCUGUUCAUAAGAAGCCAGGAAUUCAUAGCUCUCUAGGGCAGAGGUUGAAGGGGCUGCUCAAUUCAUCAGCAGACAUUAAGAAAUUGGAAAUACUGGAUGAUCCACAAGAGAUUCUGAAGAUACUGGUAGACUUGUUAAAUGAUAAGGAAGAGGCCCUGGCACAUCAGCGGAAGGUUAGUUACAUGUUGGCCCGAAGAGUGGAGGAACAAGAACAGUAUGUUAAACAACUGAAAGAACAGGACGGUUGCAGGAAAGAGACUACUGCUGCUGACUGUGGCAAAGCUUGUCGGCGCCCAGAAAGGUUACACAAGUCCAGAAAUACCUGCUCCAGUUUAGUUGAUCAAAACCCACGCAGACGUGUGGCUAUUUCAAGGACACAUUCCUUGCCCCAGAUCAAUACCCAAACAGUCGAAGGUUCAACAGAGACUCUUCAGGAGGAAAGAGACAACAGGAAUCGUGGCAGAGAGUUCAUGGAACAAAAUGUUGACACUGAGACAAAACAGGAGGAUUAAAACUUUCAGGGUCUUUUGAUGAAUCUGUUAAUAGAGUAGCAGAAAAAAAUCACAUUAAGGGAAUCCCUAAAAACCUGAUUUCUCCUCAUUUCAGUUUAAGUUGCAUUAAUAUCCUGCAACGUACAAUGUUUAGAGUCAUGAGGCACGUUUAAUGCCUUUGGUGUUGGUGUAUAAUUUGCUUUCUUUCCUCACUGAAACAAGUUUAGACCUGGUCAUUUUCAUUUGACUUUCAAAAUUUAUGUGAGUGAUGCACCAAGUGCAAUUCUGUUGUUGUACAAAUGUUUAGUGGUAGAAUGUUGUUUAACACUUCAGUGCCAUUUGAUUUGAUUUGCAUAACAUUAUUUUGUCACUCCAACUGCAAGUUGGAAACUCUCUGCAGGGAAAAGGCACAAUGGAUAAAUGUAUUUAUUUGAAGAAAACUGUCUCUAUAACAGAGGCUCUAACCUCAUACAUCACCACCAACAACAAAUUACAUUUGUAAAGUGCCUUUCACGUCAGGAGGACGUCCCAGAAUAUACAGUAUACCAGAAUAUAUCAGGUAAACGAAUGCUGGGAAUUGAUUGUUAGACUUCUGGCAAGCAAAGGUUUGAGCCCUUGCUAGGUGAAUAGCAGAUACCAGAAACUCCUUGCAAGCCCUUGUGAGCAGCAUCAGAAAUCUGCAUCUCAGCUGCAGCUCAGAACCCUCAAGAACUGUUUGUAAACCUGUCUAAGUGCCACAAGCUUCACCUCAUUGUCACUUCCUUUUUACAGUAAAAUGAGAGGGAACUAAAUUGAAUCCUUAUACCAAAUGUAGGUUUAUCAAAGCAAUGCUUCUAGCGACUGGAAUGUCAAGUGAUGCUCUUGUCUGUAAAAUCUGAGUGAUAACACGACUCAAAUCUUACAAUGGGGUCAACAAUGCAACAUGUAAACACAUGUGGACAGAAGGAAUUAGAUACCUCUAAUUAUGUAAUUAAUUAAAAUUGAAUAAUGUA
Callorhinchus milii (elephant shark) is the source of this 2625-nucleotide messenger RNA. It is a transcript of the gene ccdc125, whose product is annotated as coiled-coil domain containing 125. Lineage: Eukaryota; Metazoa; Chordata; Chondrichthyes; Chimaeriformes; Callorhinchidae. The record is from RefSeq and is a predicted model, not a curated record. Gene Ontology annotation, cellular component: cytoplasm. Gene Ontology annotation, biological process: negative regulation of cell motility; negative regulation of Rho protein signal transduction.